Molecule: messenger RNA, 1541 nt
Organism: Schistocerca cancellata (South American locust)
Lineage: Eukaryota; Metazoa; Arthropoda; Insecta; Orthoptera; Acrididae
Exons: 5
Coding region: 198-1226 (342 amino acids)
Biological process (GO): regulation of apoptotic process
Source: RefSeq, a predicted model, not a curated record
AUUUUGGAUUGGCGGGUUGUGACAGGAAUCAUUAGGAAUGAUACAUAUAGUUCUGUGGGACGCAGUUGUCUGUAUAGUGUGUUACGUCUUAUGUCAAAGCGCGCAACAGGAUUAUAGAAAUAGUAUACGAAAUCUCUCGUGUAUAGAGAGCAACAUCACUUGAAAACAGUGAAAGAAAAUUUUUAAUUUACAGAAAAAUGGCAUGGCCUGUUGAUUCAGAUGACUCACCAGAGUCUGCAGAAGGAAAUGUUACUAGCAGCACAGGUCACUUAAAUGAACUACCAUAUGGCUCACAAAAUUAUGCACGAGGCGCUGUAGGCUUUGUACCCUCAAAUGAAAGAAGACUAAGCCAGCUUGAUAUGGGGGACCUGAGGAUUUCAAAUCCAUAUAUCAACAGGAUAAGGAAUGGUCGUAGGCAUUCAAUAAGUGACUGUAAUCCAAGUAAUGCUCAACAAUCUGGAAGUAACAAUAACAUUGCUCAAAGGCAUUCUGUGCCAUGCUGUCACAUUAAUCCUAAUGUGAGGCAUAGUUGUUGCUUCCAUAUUAAUAGACGCCUUUCGCUGCAAAGUUUGAAUAUAAACAGAAGAAAUUCGUUUCCUCAGAACUAUAUUCGUGACUAUCAUAACCCAGAGAGCAGCACAUUUGGUUACACCAAUGCUCGUCCAAGCUUAAGUGUUAGCCAUUUGUUUCUGUUUUGGAAUGAAAAUUUCCAGGCAGAUCGGUACUUGCAACAAGCUGUGUCUGCUGCGGGACCUGAAUUUUUCAUGAGAUUUUUGGCAUCUGAGAUGGAUCGCCAAGGCAUGCAAUUUCCUGAUGACAUGUACAGGGACAUAGACCAAAGUGGUGACAUGCCGCCAUCACUCACAUACUUAAUUGAAAGGUUUUCAUCAUCGCUGGAACGAGACAUGAUUUCGUAUCUAGCGCUGAGGGUUCAGUUUCCUCUUGAUUGGAGGUCUUUUUUCGCCAUUGUUGAUGGCAUGAAUAAAGGAACUAUGGGUAUUGAAAGAAUAGUGACAUUGUUCUUUUUUUGUGCUGAUUUGGCUGUAAGAGCUCUCUAUGAGGGCAAUGUUGCUCUCUUUCAUGAAAUAGUGUCGUGGACCAUAUUUUAUUUGCGAAGGAGUAAUUCUCUGGUUGCGGUUUCUUCGAAAAGAUCAUCGUACAUCAUUACUUUAACAACAUGCGUUGUUGGUAUAGUAACUCUCAUGUUCUUAAUGAAAAGGAUUUAAUUGUGAAAAAUGGAAUUAUGCAACUUAUUUGUAUGUUGAUAUUUUUGUUAAUAUUCUCAAAGAAGUAAAUCUGUUAAAGGAAUUGUUAAUUAUACAAACACUUUAUCACAUGUGUUCCGAAAUAAGUUAGUAUGUGAAUAUAGAUCUAAAUUCUGUUCGUAAGGAAUAUACAUAUUAUGUAUGUAGGUAUUAUUCUUUCUUGUGUUUUAAGGCUAUUUAUUUGUUACAUGUUUUCAUUAAUUUUCUCCAUUUGUAGUAACACUUUUUAAAAAUUUAUUUAAAAAUAAAUAUUAUUGAGACUUUCGACAUUCAUAG